Molecule: messenger RNA, 5144 nt
Organism: Petromyzon marinus (sea lamprey)
Lineage: Eukaryota; Metazoa; Chordata; Hyperoartia; Petromyzontiformes; Petromyzontidae
Product: alanine aminotransferase 2-like
Biological process (GO): biosynthetic process
Molecular function (GO): transaminase activity; pyridoxal phosphate binding
Source: RefSeq, a predicted model, not a curated record
CAACUUAGUUUGUAGACACCAUGGUACUGUAUGUCCGGAAUCACAUCUUUGUAGCUAAUCGGAUUUUUCCUGCAAUAUAAAUACAAGAUUCUGAUUCGCUUCGCCUUUCUACUCGGCCCCGCCCCCUCACCACUUGCCCCCCCCCUUCAUAACUUAGCCCCGAACCUGCAACAACUUGGUCCCACCCCUUCACCGCCUGGUCACGCCCACUUCAUAACCUGGUUCCGCCUCCUUACAACUUGGCCACUCCUCCCUCCUUCAUUCGGUUCCGCCCACAAGCUUGGCCCCGCCCCUGUCCCUCCACCGCAGCCGGCUCAGCACACGUGUCAAUACAGUACAGUCAUUGUAUACUGGAUAGUGGCGACUGUUCACUGAACGUUUUACCAUUCGUAUAGCUUACGGUAUAUAUCUUUAUUCUAUUGAUUUUUUAACCAUUGUAUCGAGUAUACCCUAUUGUAUUUAUCAUACCGUUGUAUUGCCUUGUUGCGCCCUAUCGUGUUGACCACUGUAUACAUUAUUUACAGCGAAUAUAAUUACAGUACAGUACCGGUAACGCACCAUUCGCUUGCCGAUAAUAUUUACGUUGUACGGUUAAUAUUCCUGUCUUGUAUGUGUGUGUGUCGACUGCGGUGUAUUUAAGAAUGCCGGACGUGACGGCCUAGAUGAUUUACACGGCUGCCUGAAUUGAACAAGCCGUUGUUGCAUCUCCUGUGUCUCGUCUUGGCCAGGGGAAGGGGUAAAGAGACUCAAUAGGAGGGGAGAAGGUUAGGAGCGGGGCCAUAGACUUUGACUCUAAGCUGGGAAGAAGUGAGUGGGGUGAAGCGACAUUCACUGGACAGACAUCACGACCGGGUUACAUCAUCCAACACGACUGGUCUCACGUCUUUAUUUUAUUUUGCCGGGGGGGGGGGGUUGAGCCAAGGCAUCGCUCCGCCUCCCACGCCGCGUUGCUGUUUAGUCCAUCACCAAAGCGCCAGUUAUUGUCCUGGGCACAGCGUGUUCGUGACCCACACACACAUAUACUGUGUCACCGUGUGUGUGUGUAUAUAUAACACAUCGCCAUUCAAACACAACCUGUAUAUUAACGUUCACACACCGUGUAUUUUGACGUAUACACACGUUUAUAAUGUUAGAUUCUACACACAGAUACAUAUACAGUGUGAUUUCACACGCUUAAUACAGCACACGGUGUAUAUACACAAACAUUGUGUGCGCGUGUUAUACAUUGUGAGUAUUUUAUACAGGCACACGGUCGCACACCGCACGCAUCCAUUCAUUCACUCGCCAAACACCGCGCACGCACCACUUUCUGGGGUCAAUACUAUAGUUUAUCGGUAUAUUAUUGGUGGUUAUAGUAUACGCUGCUUUGGGCUUGUAUCAUCCUAUAUUGACACACACACAGGACUAACUGCAUAGACUCCACGUACACCACACACGUGUAAACUGUACACAGCGCUACGACCUGCAGACACUAACACACACACACUAACACACAUCGAGACGACACGCGAUCGCCAGCACAUAGCAGGCGACACAGAGUUCACAGCAAUCAGACAAACAACCACACACAACCAGCAUGGAUCUGGGAAGGUCGGGACUCCGGCUCCUGAUGGCGAGGCUCUGCACGACGCACGUCCCCGCCGCGUCCCAGCCGCGGAGGCCGCUCGCCUCCACGCAGAGCCCCGCGCCCGCCCGCGGCGAGGGACCGGGGCUCGAACCGGGCCGGCCCGGGCGUUGGGGCGGCCUCACCGUCGAGUCCAUGAACCCCAACGUGCGCGCCGUGGAGUACGCCGUGAGGGGUCCCAUCGUGGUGCGCGCCGAGCAGGUGGAGAGGGAGCUGCUGCAGGGCAUGGAGAAGCCCUUCUCGGAGGUGAUCAAGGCCAAUAUUGGUGACGCGCACGCCAUGGGCCAGCGGCCAAUCACCUUCCUGCGCCAGGUGCUGGCGCUGUGCGCCUGCCCUGAGCUGCUGGAGCGCGACGGCUUCCCCGAGGACGCCAAGCAACGCGCACAGCGCAUCCUGCAGAACUGCGGCGGCGUCAGCAUCGGCUCGUACAGCGCCAGCCAGGGCAUCGCCUGCGUGCGGGAGGACGUGGCGCGCUUCCUGGAACGCCGCGAUGGCAUCGCCGCUAACGCAGACGACAUUUACCUGUGCACGGGCGCCAGCGAGGGUGUCGUGACGCUGCUCAAGCUGCUGGUGUCGAACGGCGGGCGCGUCCGGAGCGGCGUGCUCAUCCCCAUCCCGCAGUACCCGCUCUACUCGGCAGCGCUGUCCGAGCUGGGCGCCGAGCAGCUGGGCUACGAGCUGGACGAGGGACGCGGCUGGGCGCUCGACGUGCGCGAGCUGCGUCGGGUCCUGGGGCGGGCGCGCCGCAGCUGCGAGCCGCGGGCCCUGUGCGUCAUCAACCCCGGCAACCCCACGGGACAAGUGCAGGACCGGCAUAGCAUCGAAGAGGUGAUUGAAUUCGCUGCUGAAGAGGGUCUCUUCAUCAUCGCGGACGAGGUGUACCAGGACAACGUGUACGCCCCCGGCUGCCAGUUCCACUCCUUCAAGAAGGUCCUGCACGACAUGGGGCCCGAGUACGAGCAGACGGUGCAGCUCGCGUCGCUGCACUCCACCUCCAAGGGCUUCCUUGGCGAGUGCGGCCAGCGCGGAGGCUACAUGGAGGUGCUGAACCUGCCGGCGGGCGUGAAGGCCGAGCUUGUGAAGCUGGUGUCGGUACGUCUGUGCCCGCCCGUGCUGGGCCAGGCCACCGUGGACGUGCUGGCGAACCCGCCGGAGCUCGGCGAGCCCUCCCACAGCCUCUACGUGCAGGAGCGCGACUCGGUGCUGCGCUCGCUCGCGCGCAAGGCGCUGCUCACGGCUCAGCUGCUCAACGGCACGGAGGGGAUCGCGUGCAACCCCGUGCAGGGAGCCAUGUACGCCUUCCCGCGCGUGCACAUCCCACCGCGAGCUGUGGCCGAGGCGCAGGCACGAGGCCUCCUCCCCGACAUGUUCUACUGCCUGCAGCUGCUGGAAGAGACUGGGAUCUGCGUGGUGCCGGGCAGCGGCUUUGGCCAGAAGGACGGCACCCACCACUUCCGCAUGACCAUCCUGCCGCCCGAGGAGAAGCUGAAAAUUCUCCUGACCAAGGUGACCGAGUUCCACGCGAGGUUCACCGAGCUCUACGCCUGAUCGCCCCUCUUCCCACCCCGCCUCCCCCCCCCUCCUCCCCCGUCACCCACCACACGGCGUGACGACGCUCUGCCCCACCGCGACCCACCUCGUCGGAUCUCAUCGCUCCUCCGUCUCGGCACAAAAGAAACUGGCUGCUCCCGGGAUCUCUCGAAGACCGUCUUGCCGGAUUGGGGACUAGGAAGGUGGACUCAAUAACAUCCGGAAGCGCCACCUUGACCCCGGCCUGCGCUUGCCUUCUGAAAUGAACUCCUGGCCGUGUCGGCUGAACGGCCGCUGCGGUUGAGAUUGCCGGACGAGCCGAUGGAGCCGGCUUGCGUUCGCCGCGUCACCUCUUUGUGUACUCGUGGGCGGUGACGCGCGGUGUGUGGGUCGGCUCGAUGGCUUACGCGUCACACGCGCGCACGCGCGCCAACGCUGUCCGUGCGUUGGCGCGCGUGCGCACAAGGGGAAAGCGAACCUAUCGCCAAUGAAUGUAGCGACAGCAACAACAAUAGCAACCACCACGUGCUGCUAAGCGGCGGUGCAGUCGCACGGCGCUUGUGCCAGGUGCCUUGCACCGGUUACAAAGUCUUAUCUAGCGCGUAGGCAAAAGCACACACAGAGACGCGCGCGCACGGACGCAGUCGGCCUCACGCUGUCCCUCCCAACGAGCAAGUCCCACGUGGCAUCGACACUUCUCUCUGUCCUGCUGUAGAAUCCCCCGCCAAACGCGGCUGUGUUGAUGUCAGGAGGCCUCUACCACACCCACCACCCUUUGACUAAAGUUCGGAAUAACAGAACAGGGGUGGUGGGAUGCCCGGAACAGCGUGCGUGCACGCGAACGCGCGCCCCCCGCGGCACGGUGGCUGCUACACGCGACGGCGCGCGCGUUUAUGCCCGCACGCGCGCGUGCGGUUACGUAAACGACGAUGCCAUUAACGCGCAUACGUUUAGUCGGGAGCACGUUCGGGCCCGCCCGCGUGACACGUGCGGGCGCGGUCGACGUUCGGUCUCCCGCGGGCGCGGGUUCCUCCCGCUCUUGUGAUUUCAGCAGCCAGAAUUCGCCACUGCUCGAAGAAACGGCUGGAAGGCAUCGUCGCCCAGGGGGUGAUUUGUCCCAUUCGGGGCCGUGGCGAAGUUUGCCGCGUUGUCGUCGAAAAUCGGACAGGCCGAGCAACGUUCAGGCUAUACAGAUAAAUCGAGCCCUGUUGUGGUCACGUGUUCGCUAGACGUAACGGGGACCGGUCGAAAAGAUUUUGAGAAGGAGACGGGAACGGAGUAUCGCACAGAGCUAAUGUGAGGCGUUUCGCGAUAUCCGUGUCAGUGUUUUGCAAGCUAAUGCUGUUGUUUGAAUUGGUUGAAAGCACUGCAGAGCCGAGGUGCCAUGGUGAGAGCGUUUAGUUUACCAACUUGCUCUUUGGCUAACCCUCUCAUACUUAACACUUAACGAAGCUUAGUCACGUGCGUUGUAUUGCAGAACUUAACUCGUAGCAUUGUUGCCGCUGCGAAAACCGUGCACGGAUCGGGUAGAAUUAUUUUUUUAAAGGGAUUUUGAUUUCUCUAGUGGAGAUGAUGGUUACAGUGAUUUUUUAACUUGACUGUCCCCACCGCGUGCGGGUCUUCUAAACCGAGUACUCGUUUUGGUGCAGUUUUGAGGCUGUAUGGUGGCAACCCCGGAGACAGUUUUGAAUAACCGGACUCUCGACUGUAGCUGGCCAAAGACGUCUGGAUUUUAUUUUCUCCUUGUACCUCCUUUCCACUGCGCAACUGAGCCACGCUGGGGCCACGCGGAGGCAGCCCGGCUCGGCUCAACGUUGUUUUUCCACUGCAGAUGCCGAGCAGUGCCACUCGCGUACCGCACACGCAAAGAACGAGUCGAGACGCAUUCAGGUGGACGCGGUGAUGCUGAGCUUAACCCUUUCCCAUUCCGAUGAUGUAUGUGUACUUCAUAGAAACGGAAUUGGAAGAAAAAAUAAACGAACUAUCGGUA